This is a messenger RNA of Scophthalmus maximus (turbot), 5542 nucleotides long. It is a transcript of the gene ttyh3b, whose product is annotated as tweety family member 3b. The transcript is spliced from 15 exons. Lineage: Eukaryota; Metazoa; Chordata; Actinopteri; Pleuronectiformes; Scophthalmidae. The record is from RefSeq and is a predicted model, not a curated record. Gene Ontology annotation, cellular component: plasma membrane. The coding region runs from base 713 to 2377 and encodes 554 amino acids. Gene Ontology annotation, molecular function: intracellularly calcium-gated chloride channel activity; volume-sensitive chloride channel activity.
UCUCUCUCCCCCCCCGACACACACACACACACACACUCGCAGAGCCGGAGCUGCCGCAAAGCCCCGUCCUCCAGGGCUUCCCAAGCACCGUGUUUGCUUCACCCUCUAACAAUAUCCUCCAGUCGAGGGAGCGCAGCGACGGACGCGUUGGACCGACGCUCGUCGUGUGGGAGCAGCGAGCGGCGACGACGACGACCCCGAGCGCCAACCGUCGUCGGUUUACUGAAGCGGAGAGAAAAGAGAAAAGCGACGACGACGACGACGACGGCGACACUGUCAGAUGUACGCGGAGACAAGCGCGACGUGAACGGAUUCUGGGUUUGCGGGUCAACGAGCUUUAACCCUUUAAUCCACCGCUCAGCGCCGCUGCUCGGGCUGACUCCGCGUCUCCGCGGGGGGACAAUGAGAGCGGAGCGGCCCCGUGGCUGACCGUUAGUGUUAUCAUCGUUGGUAUUUAUUAUUCGUAUUGCUGUUAUCAUCGUCAUUGCUCUCGUCGUUCCGCUCCUCUUCAAUGCGGUCGGGACCGCGGCGGCGGCAGCAGCAGCAGGCAGCUCGGUGCGGCGUUCAAGUGCACCGGCGGAGUCGGAGGAGACAAUAGGUGAAACACGCGAGACUGCGCCAAAGAAACGACCACGACCGGUCCGCAUCCGCCCGGCGCGUCCCCGAGAGUGAAGUGACAGCCGGCAACAGGGAAGGGAGCUGCUGCAUCGCGAUGGCGGCCGUAGUGAACUACUCGCCACCUUGGUGGGUGAACCUGCUCCACCGGUUGCCUCAUUUCAACAUCGAAUUCCAGCUGGUGAGCAGUGACUUCAGACCCGAGGACUCCGAGUAUCAGAAGUCCGUGUUGCUGCUCGGCUCUGUGGCGUUGCUGUGCUUGGCCCUGGACCUCCUCUUCCUCCUCUUCUACUCGUUCUGGCUCUGCUGCCGGCGACGCAAGAGUGACGACUCCUCGCACUCCCACACGCACGCGCAGCAGCCCAGCGCCGACUGCUGCUGCACGGCCUGGUGCGUCAUCAUCGCCACGCUCGUCUGCAGCGCUGGCAUCGCUGUAGGCUUCUACGGAAAUGGGGAGUCGAGCGAUGGCGCCAAUCGCUUGGCAUACUCCCUUCGUCAUGCCAACCGCACCGUGUUCGGGGUGGAGAAGCUGGUGUCCGACAGCGCCCUCGCCUUAAACCAGACGGUGGAGGAGAACCUGGUCCAGUUGGAGACGGCCUUCGAGGAGCAGAAAGACUACGUGUCCAUCGUCCAGAAGCUGCAGGGCCAGCUGGACGAGCUGGUGAGGCUGAUGGUGGACGUCCCCUUCUGGUCCAACACCGACGUCUCCCUGGAGGAUUUGGCUCGCAAGACGGAGGUGUUCGACUUUUACAGGUGGUUGGGUUACCUGAGCCUGCUGCUGUUCGAUGUACUCAUUUGUCUUCUGGUGCUCUUCGGCCUGAUCCGCAACUCCAGGGGCGUUCUCAUCGGAGUGUGUCUGCUGGGGGUGCUGACUCUGAUAAUCAGCUGGGCGUCUCUCGGCCUGGAGCUGGCUGUCGCUGCUUCCGCCAGCGACUUCUGCGUUUCCCCGGAUACCUACGUCACCAGGGUAACCAAAGAGAACGCUGUCAUCAACCAAGAUAUCCUGCAGUAUUACCUGAUGUGCAGCCCUGGCCAAGUGAACCCCUUCCAGCAGAGGCUGUCGGGGAGUCACAAAGCGUUGGUGGAGAUGCAGGACGAUGUGGCAGAGCUACUGAGAUCAGCAGCACGCGAUUACGCCAACACCAAGGGGAGUCUUGAGCAAAUCCAGUCCGUGCUGAAUUCCACGGAGGUUGGUCUCCACCAGCUGACCGCUCUGGUCGACUGUCGCAGCCUCCACAUGGACUACGUUCAAGCGUUAACCGGCCUGUGCUAUGACGGAGUCGAGGGCGUCAUCUACCUGGUUCUCUUCUCCUUUGUCACUGCUUUGAUGUUCUCCUCCAUUGUGUGCAGCGUGCCACAUACCUGGCCUGGCAAGAGGACGGAUGAGGAAGACGGAGAGGACGAGUCGGGCGUCUCGCGCGGCGGCGUGCACGAUAACCUGUACCGCGUUCACAUGCCCAGUCUCUACAGCUGUGGCUCCAGCUACGGUAGCGAAGCUAGCCUGCCCGCCACAGCCCACACUGUCAGCAAUGCCCCCGUCACUGAAUACAUGAGCCAGAACGCAAACUUUCAGAACCCUCGGUGUGAGAACACCCCCCUGAUUGGCAGGGAGUCCCCUCCACCCUCUUACACCUCUAGUAUGAGAGCCAAGUACCUGGCCACCAACCGACCGGACCAGAACCGACGCUCCGUUCCCAACGACCAACUGGACCCGGCUAGCCGGCAUCACCCCGCCGCCCGGCCACAGUCGUCAGUCCACUAGAUUACCAGAUGCCGAAUAACCCCGUCCCUCCCCCAGUACUGCCUGAAUCCAGUUCUCACAGCCAACGAGACCCACCAGAGCUCAGUCAAGGUCGACUGAACUUCACUUCAACAACAACCGGUUCACCGAGAAACACCACAGCGCAUCAGGACUGCACUUUGAAGGUCCACGACUACUGCUCACCCACAGUUGUUCGGAAAAACGGUCAAAGUUCAUCCGGCAAGAUCAUUUCAUUCUGCCUCUCGAUCGCUCAUCCUGAGCUGCUCAGUCCACCACUGCUGUGAUGGACUAGCGCACAUACAAUACCCACAAUGCACAGCAACUGAAGCCCCCGGCUCCUUCUCCUCCACAGUUUCUCCUUCUACUCUCCAGAUAUCUCCUCCUCCUCCUCCUCCACAGGGAUCUGUACACUGCCCCCCGGUGGAGACAGCCACGCCUCUCUCACCACUCAACCCCUGAUUCUCCCUUAACACACACACACACACACACACACACACACACACACACACACAAAUGCACACACAAACACACACCGUGUACAGAGUUGUAAAUAGUAAACGUGCUUAAUUCUGAUCUCAUGAAAAGUAGAACCAUUACUGGUAACGUGGUGUGAUGUGUGUCUAUCUGGAAACUGUUGCUGUAUCUCUCACACACACACACACACACACAAACACACACACACACACACGCUGAAAUAGGCAGAUAGUUGAACUGAACGCUCAUCUGUAUAAAUAAUAAGACGGUGAAUCAGAAAGCCAUGUUUAGAUAGAAACUCACAUUCUCUCUUCAGCGUAACGUCGGUGUCCAACUUGAGACUUGAAUCGUGAAGCUGCGACAGUGUGUCCACGCCCGGCCUCUCCGUUGCCUGUCUGCUAAUGCAUUUUUUGAACACGAGCCAGGAAUCCUGUUGCGGAGUAACCGCUUUGGAGGUUUUUUGGGGGGAAAUGGAGAGCGAGACAGAAAGGACAUAAGGAGGCUCAACCUGUGCCAAAAACUCUGAUUGUGAAUACGAGGGAUGCCCGAUUCUGUCCCUCUUCUCCUGCUGCCUCCAGACGUCUAAGGGGGAAAAAACCCUGCACAUCUGGAAUGUUUUCUCUGGAGUGUAAAAAUAAAAAGGGAACAGGAGAGACACUUGAACACGGGGAAGCGACGGACAGAUCACUGCGACAACACAUAUUUGCCAGGUGCUAACUAAAGCCCGUCGAGGUCCCGGGCGACGACGACGAGCACUGAGAAGGGACGAAGACCUGUUUUGUUACUAUGAUGUUUGUUUGUUUUCAUUCAGGGAUGUGAUCAGGAAUAUAAACCAAGAUUUGGAAAAAAAAAAAGGAACAGCUUUCCAUCUUUACUGAAUGGAAGUUGUGCCCCUAAACCUGACAAAGAAAAAUCAUGUCCCUGAUAAGUAUAGUUACAUAAGUGUUUCAGAAUUAAGGACAGUGGGUGUUUUUUUUUUUAUGUUUUAUCAUAAUCGGACAUCCGGGAUGUAAAACUGUGACCAACUGAAGUGUUCUGAUUUUUUUUUGUUGUUGUUCUUCUUCUAUACUGUUUCUUAAUUCCUUUGCUUUUAUUUUGUUAACCGGGGACUGGUGACCGUCAGCCACUUGGUCGUGGUGUUUUUUUAAAUGCUAUUUUUUGAUUUUAAUUUUAUUUUUUACCCACAAGCACAAAUUCUCUUCAAGGUGACAUUGUGAGAUGGAGAAGUGAAACACUGCCUGGAGCACUGCCAGUGGUUUUUCCUCCGACUCGUAAACUCUUGUGUACAGUGUACAAAAACCCUAGUCGUUGACCUGUGUGUGUGUGUGUGUGUGUGUGUGUGUGUGUGUGUGUGUGUGUGUGUGUGUGUGUGUGUGUGUGUGUGUGUGUGUGUGUGUGUGUGUGUGUGUGUGUGUGUGUGUGUGUGUGUGUGUGUGUGUGUGUGUGUGUGUGUGUGUGUGAUUGUGUGUGUGUGUGUGUGUGUGUGUGUGUGUGUGAUUGUGUGUGUGUGUGUGACAUCACUGCAGAGUGUUUGGCUGUUGCUCUAUCUCAGUGUUUCAAUAUGUGUGUAUAUACAGUGAUCGGUGUGUCUGAGCGGCUGGAGUCAUUCCUCACCACAGAGCCGCUGCACGCACGCACACACGCACACACACACACACACACACACACACACACACACACACACACACACACACAUUAACACACACACGCACACACACAUUCAGUACAGACUGACUGCAGCGUCAUUGUGAAACCCACCUCUCCCUGCUUCUGUCCUUGUUUACGUUCACAUCUAGAGCCGUAGUGUAACUGCACGCCCCUCCCACAGCUGUGACAUCACACCCGUAGCCAUGUUGCAUCGUGGGUGAUGUAGUUCAGUAGGAAGUAGCUACAUUUCCUUGAGAACCCUUCAACACCCUUCAACCACCAUUCCUGUACAGCAUUUUAAUAUUUUCCGAUUAAUCAAAUGACCACUUCUCGUAAUUAGCGAGACAAUCGUACAUGUGUGAUUUUACAAGGAAGAAAAAAUGUCCAUGUUAUGGUAACAAUGCUACCUAUGGUCUAGUAUUUUACAGUGUUUUUCUUUUCUUUUCUUUGCACCAUUGAUGCAAACAAUGUUAAGAUCUGUGGGACUAGUCACUGAUUAAUGGCCUUUCAUAAUGUUUUUAAAAACUCUUACAGCACAUCAUAUCACAAUUAUUUUUAUUUCUCUUCCGUCUUGUAAAAAAAAAAAAUCAAAGUUUAAAGAUAAAAUACUAGCUAGCUGUUUUGUAGGAGAAUAAAGGCAAGAGCAGCGUUUUUCCUCUCUUAAUUAAUGGUGAAUGACUCUCUGUCUUGCGAUGUUUUAAUAAAACUAUUCCAGUGUAACUCUGCAUUCCUGGUUUUAAAAGCUGUAUUUGAACUCCUGCACGACGCCCUGUGGGACGAACCCGACCUGGUACAGGACGAAUCGACGGGGAGCGCGGGCGUGCGUGUGUGUGCGUGUGUGUGCGGUACGUUUACUCACAGGACUUCAAAUACACCUCUGUCCCAGACGUGACGGACAAACAAUGUUUUUUCUAUGGCUGUUUUUAUUUUCCGAUGGUUUAACUAAGAUAUUAACGAUGAUGUACAUGUCAAAACUGUGGUAACGAUCUCAUUCAGCCUGGAAUAAAUGUAAAAGAAAAAGAAAUUAAAGCAAAUUUAACGUAC